Sarcophilus harrisii (Tasmanian devil) is the source of this 529-nucleotide messenger RNA. RefSeq names its product chromosome 2 C5orf46 homolog (gene C2H5orf46). The record is from RefSeq and is a predicted model, not a curated record. Lineage: Eukaryota; Metazoa; Chordata; Mammalia; Dasyuromorphia; Dasyuridae. Bases 58 to 351 code for a protein of 97 amino acids. The transcript has 5 exons.
AGUGAGAGUCCAUACGAACCUUAACAUCUCACCUGAGACUAUACCCAACCAACAAGAAUGGCUUCCUCAGUUCUUCAGAUGAUGAUGGCCAUAGGACUUCUUGUUUUGAUUCUUCCCUGUCAUGCUGACGAUGAGCCAAAAAUUUCUGACCCAAAAGUAGGUAUAGAACUCCCAACAUUCUUAAAUUCCCUGGGCACUGGAAUCCUUGAAUCUGCAGUGGAAUACCUUCUCUCCUCAAUGGCCCGGAAAUCGGGCAAUGCUGUAGUCACUGUGCCAUCUAGCAGCCCCUUAUACUUUCAUUUUGAAAGUGGAUUUUCUGAAUUGGAAGAUAAACCAGAAACAGCUUCAUAAAAAUGACUGGAUGCCAGACCAGGCUACUCCUUCUCAGCUUUCCCAGCUAUCUAACCCAGAGACCCUGAGCUGUUGUAAUUGUUUUGUAUAUCAAUAAUUCCUGUCUAGCUCAGCCUAGAGAGAUUCUGUAUAGUCACUCUUCACUUCCUGGAAAACAAAAUAAAGUCCAUAAACUCAU